UAGGCUUUCUUUGAAAAGUAAGUCAAAUAUCUAGGUCGAGCCACCGCUCUCUCUCCCUAAUACCUAAUUCCUUCUCCCAUACGAAUUGAUGAUGGCCUCCGGCGCGGACGAAUUCGUGAAAGGACAUAUCCACCCCAAUGGCGUUGCCGUUCUCACUCUCGAUCGUCCUAAAGCUCUCAAUGCCAUGAACCUUGAUAUGGACAUCAAGUACAAGGGUUUCCUGGAUGAGUGGAAAACAGACCCAAAGGUCAAGUGUAUUUUGGUUGAGAGUAGCUCGGCUCGUGCUUUUUCAGCAGGGAUGGAUAUUAAGGGGGUUGUUGCUGAAAUUCAAAAGGACAAAAGUACACCUCUUGUGCAAAAGGUAUUCACAGCAGAGUAUUCUCUGAUUUGUAAAAUAUUCGAGUACAAAAAGCCUUACAUCAGCUUCAUGGAUGGCAUAACAAUGGGCUUUGGCAUUGGCUUAUCAGGUCACGGUAGCUACAGGCUUAUCACAGAGAGGACUGUUCUAGCUAUGCCAGAAAAUGGAAUCGGGUUGUUUCCAGAUGUUGGUUUUUCUUAUAUAGCUGCACAUAGUCCAGGCAAUGGGGCAGUUGGUGCUUAUCUUGGACUGACUGGAAGUAGGAUAUCUACACCUGCUGAUGCACUGUAUGUUGGUUUGGGAAGUCAUUAUGUUCCUUCUGCAAAUUUGGAUACAUUGAAAGAGGCUUUCUUGGCGGCUACCUUCUCUCAGGAUCCGGACGAAGAGAUCAAAACACUUCUGGAAAAAUACAGUACUGACCCUGAUUCAGAAUCCCGUUUGAAGUCUCUUUUACCCAGAAUCAUUUCAACAUUUGGUGGUAAUAAGUCUGUUAAAAAUAUAAUAGAGGAGCUUGAAAAUCAUCAGCAAAGUGCGGAUACUUUGGUGGCAGAAUGGGCUAAGGAUGCUCUGCAAGGGCUAAGAAAGGGCGCUCCCUUUUCUCUUUGCCUCACCCAGCAGUACUUUUCCAGAGUUGCAUCUGCAUGUGGCAAAAAUGAGAAUACCUUGUCCAAGCUCCCUGGUGUUAUGAGAACUGAAUAUCGCAUUGCUAUAAGGUCUGCUCUACGCAAUGAUUUUGCAGAAGGUGUCCGUGCUAUCUUAGUGGACAAGGAUCAGAACCCAAGAUGGAAUCCUUCCAGCUUGGAGGAAGUGAACCUCAAUGAAGUGGAAGCUCUCUUUGAACCUUUGAGCCCUGAAGUUGAGUUGAAUGUUUGAUGUUUACCAGGACAUCUUUACUGUCUUUCCAACAGUUAGGAGUCAAAAUCUUUCUUCCUUCUCUUUGGAUCAAUAAAUAUGAUUGAUUCCACAUGCUUACAUACAAAACGUUCUGUGAGGUGACUAAUGACUCCGUUCAGAUUCCGAUGUUAUUUGCCAUUUUCGAUCUAUUGGAAUUUUAGGUGCAGCUGGUAAUAAGUUUAUAGGAUUCUGGUUGUACGACUAAGAUUGGAUAGAAUUCAGUAUUCGGAUCCAUUAGAUUGAGGUCAUACUUUGUAUUUGUUAUUCCGUCUGUUUCGAUCUUAUAUGUUCUUAUUUGUUUAAAAAAGAAAAGACAUCCUUUUUUAUUUGCAACUUUAA
This is a messenger RNA of Nicotiana tabacum (common tobacco), 1591 nucleotides long. RefSeq names its product 3-hydroxyisobutyryl-CoA hydrolase-like protein 3, mitochondrial. The record is from RefSeq and is a predicted model, not a curated record. Gene Ontology annotation, molecular function: 3-hydroxyisobutyryl-CoA hydrolase activity. Gene Ontology annotation, biological process: L-valine catabolic process. NCBI's taxonomy places the organism in Eukaryota, Viridiplantae, Streptophyta, Magnoliopsida, Solanales, Solanaceae. Gene Ontology annotation, cellular component: cytosol.